CUUCUCUUCCAGGCCAGCUUUUCCACCGGCGGCUGCACUCCUGGGGCCUGGCCACAGGACCCCCAUCAGGCGGCAUGUGGGCAGGGAGCGCACCACAGGACCCAGGUAAGGUGACUUGGCCUGGGCCCUUGGGGUCUGCCCCCAACCCCCUGGGUACAGGGGUAGGGGGCGCAGUGGCUGAGCUGGGGCCUUGUCCUGACCCACUGUGAGGUCCAUCUUGGCCUUGCUUUCUUCAUCUGUGAGACGUGCGUGAUGCUCAAGGCUGAGUGCAGUUCUCUUGGUGAUGGUGGGCUGCCCAACUCAGCCAUGAGGUCCCAAGGGAGGGGUUCUGCCUGGGUGAUGGUUGCCUCACAUGUGGCGAAGGGCCCUAGGCUCACAGGGGUCACCUCCGGGCCUGUCUGUUCCCCAGUUGGGCUGGGGAAGGAUGAGGAUGAGGCCAGAGGUCCAGGUGUCCCUGGCCAGUGUCUUGUUGGGAGGCAUGACUGGGGCUGUGGUCACUGGCCCCCCACAUCCCUCCCCAUGGGUGGGCUUGUUUCCGGGGCAGUCUGGGUGUCUGUGUUGGGUCCUGGGCCUUCUGGAUCUGUGGUCAGCAGAGUUAUGCUGUCUAGUCUGUGCGAGGCUAGGUCAGCAUGACCUGGCCCUUCACAGAGCCUUAUGCUGGGGAGGUGUCCCUGGGGCUGGAGGAGCCUCACACCCACCUAAUCCUCCUCCCUGACUCUCCACCUGGACCCACGGUCACCACACACCUUCUGCUUCCCAGACCAGACUUGUCAUCUCCCCACACCUCCCACUUCGCUUCAGGCCCCAGGCCAGCCCCCACGGCCAUCUCCAGGGCUGCCCACUUGACCUGAGCAUGUCCCCUAUCAGAGCCAACCCAGGCCCAGCCACUGUCCCUGCACCCCAUCUCCACACGGUGGCCCAGAAGCUUUUGUCCAGGACAACUGCAUAAGGAGCAGCUGCUGAGAGCACGACACUCUGCAGCCAGGGGCCCAAAGCUCAGAGACCAAACCUCCCUGAGACCUGUUACAGACCCGCGUCUACGUGGGGGAGGUGUGAGAUCUGGGGCCCAGCACGUAGUACGGCUCAGCACGCUUGGUCACUUCCACUUUCAGGACACAGAUAUGCUUGCAGCACCCCGACAGCUCAGAGCCCGGCCAUGUCCCCCACUGCUGGAGGGCUCACAGUCCCACCCCAGCCCCUGGCCUCACUUGGUUCCUCCACCUGCCAUCCUGGCUACUUCUCACUUGCACUCUCACCUCACUCCAUCCCUCCUGCCACCUGGUCUCUGCACAUGCUAUUCCAUCUGCCUGAAAACUGUUCCCUCUUCCAUCUGAACUGCUCCCUCAUCUCACAGAUCUUGGUUCAGGGUUAGCAUCUUGGAGGGCCCUCCAGGCUCCCCCUGCAGCAUCCCCCUCUGCCCACGUCAUAGCCUGGCCUCCGCAGCUCUUCCCAUGGCCGCAGUCCCCCCUUAUUGGUGUGGCUUUCUGCUUAAUGUCUGUAUACCCUUGAUGUUGGGAGCUGUGGGAGGGUGGAGGCUGUGCCUGGUUCUGCUCCACUUUGUGGCCCCUAGCCCUGCACAGUGCCUGGCAGGUGACAUGUGAAUGAAUGAGACUUGUUCUCUGACAGCCGCUCUUUGACUGCAGCUGAGGCUGGGGACCCCGAGAGAGAGGCAGGGGCCCCCUUUAGAGACUACAGAGUGCCACCCCGCCCCCAGCUCCACAUGAAAUUUGAGGAAACUGAGGUGGGGAAAGGGGCCCAGGGAUCCCUCCUAGAGCCACACCUCUGCCUGCCCACGCUGGGUGUCCUUGGCAGCUUGGUGUUUGUCUGGGAGGCUGGCACUGGACUGUAGCCAUUGACUUGAUGGGCAGCAGGGAACCUCAGGUCCUUGGGCUCCAAAAUCCACUGUCCAGAUGAAGAGACUGACGUUCAGAGAGGCCAGCCCAGCCAUAGCAGAGCCCAUGUUCUCAGAGAGGGACCCCAGGGGUUCUGGAAGAGGCUCAGAGCUCUCGGUUGGUCCCAUUCCCGUCUUGGGUCUGACACAGUGAGUCAUGUGGCCUCUUCCCUGGGCCCCUCGACUGUAUGCAAGCAUGGGCGCUGGGGCGCUCUCCACUCCCGGGGCUGAGGGGAGCCUCUGUGUGAUGAACACAGAGCCAGGCAGCCUACCAUUAGUAUCACAAAUACAGUUGCUCCAGGCCACGGCUCCCUUCUGCUCUGGGGAAGUGGCCUGGGCGACACUGAUGCAGGGUCUCCCCACACCUCCCUCUGGUCUCUGCCAGUGGCUCCGGUCCCCAGCAGUGCAGCCCCAGGCUCAUUGCUGGGGCCUCUCCUCCACACGCCCCCACCCCAGUGCUGUCUUGCCAAGCUGCAGCCUCAGCGCUACCCAGACGCCACUGACUGAUGGCUGCUGUCAGCUCCGAUCCGUGCAAUUCCUGCCAGCUACCCGGACAGUGGAUGGCCCAGACCUCCAUGCGCAGGGCUGACAUCCAGUCUCUCCCUGCUCUGCCCAUAGCCUUGUCUGCUGGCAGCCUCCACUCCCGCCCGGUUCAGUGAGGAACCCUGGCAGGCACUCUCGUCUCCACCUGCAAACACAUUGGCAACCCCCACUCUGUCCUCGGCACCACCCCAGCCUUCCUCACGCGGUGGCUCCCACAGCAGCCUCUGCAGUGGCCAGAGGGACUCUGUGAAGACCAUGGAGGUCUGAUUCCACCCUUUCUCUCCUACGGCUCUGGCCAAGUGCUCACCCAUGACCUCCAAACCCACCCCCACCUCUUCCCCUCACUGUGCUGUCACCCUGGCUCUGCUGCUCCUCCCACAAGUCAGGACCACUGUGCUCCCCCCAGGCCUCCCUCCCUCCCCUCCUGCAGCUCUUGGCCCGGGUAUUAUUUCUGAGGCACCUCGCCCAGGCCCCUUUUGGUGCUGCCUCCCUGCAUUAUUUCAACACCAAUACUCACACCAUCUGACCUCCUGUGUCUUUCACUCACUCACCUUAUUUGUUGCCAGUCCCCCUGCCCAGAAUGUCAGCUCCACGAGGGCAGGUUUCUGUUUUCUUAGCUGCGUCCCCAGUGCUUAAACAGCACCUGGUGCAGGACAGGCUUCUCGCAAACACUUCUCAACCAGUGAAUGAACAGACAAGUCAGUGUUCGCUGUCCUGAGGGACUGGAGCCAGGCUGGGGAGGGGUCUAGGGGGGCCCUGAGCAGGGACAGGGCCUAGGCAACUCCCACCGGCACUGGGCCCUUGGCCCCAGAACCGGAAGGCCGGCUGAGCCCCUACUUGCACCCACUGUCUUCCCCCCACCACAUGCUAGCCCGAGCACCCAGGAGCCCUGAGGCAAGGGUGACUCUGGACCACCAGACCUGGGUCGGAGCCCAGUUCCACCAUCCCUAGCUGGUUGACCUUGCACAAGUCACUUCACCUCUCUGUUUCCUCAUCUGGAGAUGAGUGGAUGGUCCCCACCCAUAGCCUGUUUUGAGACCCUCAUGGGAAAACAGGGGCCUGGGUCUCAGUUGGAAACCACCUCUGGGAGAAGCAGUCAGGGGUGGGGUAUUGGCCCCUCUGGGUUCAGAGUGAACCCCUGCUCCAUGUUCUCUCCAGUGGGCAGCAGCCACAGCCCAAAAUGAGGUGGGGGGAGACAGCACCAGAGGAGGUGAUGGGGGUGGAUGCCCCCUUGAGAUCCCACCCUGUGGGGGCCCAGUUCCUGUGUGCCGCCCCCCCGGAAGCUGCCUGGCUACUCUGGUUCCCACUCCCUGGGGGCACCAGCAGCCCCUGGCCUAGCACUCCACACCAUCCCCUGAACUGCUGGGCACCAAAGGGCUCUUGGUGAGUCUUGGGGGAGGAGAAGCAGAGGCAGAGAAGGAAGUGAGGGGGCAGAGGGAGUGAGAGGAGGGGAGGAUGGGGGUGCAUCUCCUCACACACCCACCUCUUGGCUCCUCUCCUCUGUCUGAGAAGGACCUCUCUGUCCCCAUUUCAUAGCUGAGCAAACUGAGGCUCCAAAGGGUUGGCAAGUGGUAGGCCCAGGGCUAGAGCGCCUCUGCCCCAGGGUCUUCUAAGGAAAACCCUAAGAUAAUCACAGAGUUGGAUGUGGGGCCCGAGGACUAAACGGAAGUCCAAUGAGUGGAGAGCCUAACGUUAGCUGGAGACCUGUCCUCAGCUCCCCAGGCCCUUAUGUCCUGAUCCUCGAUUCCUGGGCAGAGGUGGGUGAGGGGAGAGACAGUACCCAGGCCUUGGGUCCCAGAGGUGCGGCCCCUAAAUUCUCCCCCGGCCCCUUUCAUCUAACAAGCUUCAGCCCCUGCCUCUCAUAGUGCAGGGUUUUUAAGUGGACUGGUCACCGGCCAGACAGUGGGCACAUGGCUUUGGGUCAAGCGGCCACCCUGGAGGAAUCAGCUGUACCUGGAAAGGGCAGGGACCACAGGGCUGUCUCAGCAGCUGCAGAAACCGGGAGGAGCGGCAGGAGGGGGCCUGGGACACGGGCCACAUGCAUGGUGUCCCUGGUCAGGGAUGCUGCCCAGCAGCUCCAUCACAUCCUGUUUUCUCUGUGUGAAGGAGACAGAGUGGGGUCAUGACUCAUUCCAGAGGAGGAAACAGGCCCAGAGAAGACAGAGGGCUCUCCCAAGACCACAGAGCCCAUUGGCGGCAGAGCUGGGGCCAGAGCCAGGCCCCACCCACUGCUUUUGCUCCUCUGCACCCCUUGCCCUGGCCAGGCAAGAGGCCCCCAUCAAGCCCCACUGGAACUGAGAUGCCCCCUUCUUGCCCUGCCUUCUGAGCCAGCAGCCUGGUUCUCUCCAAUAAAUUAUUCACACUACUGAGAGCUGGCCAGCUCCGGUUACACUGACAGCAGUCCUGGGCACCUGCCUUGCCCGCCCUCCCCCUCCCUUACCCAGGACCUGGAGGGUCCCAGCUUCCCCUCCAGGGUUACUUGCUGGCCUUUAAACAUCUGGCUCUGGCUCAGGAGAUGGGGCUCCAUUUGUGGCCCGGAACAGACUUGCUGUGUGGUUUAGGACAGGAGGCUCCCCUUCUCUGGGGCCCAGUUGACCCAAGCGCUCACUUCUGUGGGUGGGUCAGCAGAGGCUUGGGGAGGGCUCAACUGGGGUCAGCACGGCUGUCCCUGUGGAGACUGUAAGGCUAAGUUGUUGCCCCAGCAUGGGCCUGCCAGGCCUCCCCCACUUCCAGUAAAUAACACCCAGGUGCUUUCCACUAGCCUUGAGGGUGAAACUCUAGGCGGAGCCUGGAGGAGAUGAAUUAUGAAUGUGCCCCCUUGAAAUCCUGGUCCCAGCCAGAAGGAGCUUGGCUGAACCUUCCCAGGCCACAGGGCCGGUACCAGCUGCUCUGAGUCAAAGGAGGCUGCAUGUCCAGCCACAGGCAGGAUAUUUGGCAGGUCCCCGUGUCCCCAAGGUCCUGAGCUUGUGACACCAGACGAUCUGGGAGGGAGCAGGUGACCACCAUGGCAAAGGAAGAUGAGGAUGAGAAGAAAGCCAAGAAAGGGAAAAAGGGGAAGAAGGCGCCGGAGCCGGAGAAGCCCAAGCGGAGCCUGAAGGGGACGUCACGGCUGUUCAUGGGAUUUCGAGACCGCACGCCCAAGAUCUCCAAGAAGGGCCAGUUCCGGAGCGCGUCAGCCUUCUUCUGGGGCCUCCACACAGGCCCCCAGAAGACCAAACGCAAGAAGAAGGCGCGCACUGUCCUCAAAUCCACGUCAAAGCUCAUGACGCAGAUGCGCAUGGGCAAGAAGAAGCGCGCCAUGAAGGGCAAGAAACCAUCUUUCAUGGUGAUCCGCUUCCCCGGACGGCGGGGCUAUGGCCGCCUGCGCCCGCGUGCCCAGUCGCUCAGCAAGGCGUCCACGGCCAUCAACUGGCUCACUAAGAAGUUCCUCAUCAAGAAGGCCGAGGAGUCAGGCAGCACGCAGGCCACGCUAGACGCCUGGCUGGACCGCUCGGGCUCCCGCGUGGGCUCGCGCAAGCUGCCCUUCCCGUCGGGCGCUGAAAUCUUGCGGCCAGGGGGCCGCCUGCGCCGGUUCCCGCGCGCCCACAGUAUCUACGCUUCGGGCGAGCCCGUGGGCUUCCUGCCCUUUGAGGACGAGGCCCCGUUCCAGCACUCGGGCUCCCGCAGGUCGCUGUAUGGGCUUGAGGGCUUCCAGGACCUGGGCGAAUACUACGACUACCACCGCGAGGGCGAUGACUACUACGACCAGCAAUCGCUGUACCGCUACGAGGAGGAGCAGGAGCCCCUCCAGGGUGCCUACGGCCCCCAUGGCCCAGCCUGGCCGCCCUACGACUACGCGCACCAGUACGUGCCUGAGGACCCCUACGACUACUACGGCCCUGACUACUACAGCGGCUCCUUCUACCCCGACUACACCUUCGGCUACGGCUACGACGACUAUGAGCCCCCCUACGCGCCCCCGUCGGCGUUCGCGUCUCCCUAUGGCUACUACGAGGCCUAUGCGGGCGAGGUGCAACCGCACAGCUACUACCCGGAGACCUACGCCCCGCCCGAGGCACUCUACCCGCCGUACCCACCCUACGACCUGGCCUACGAGCUCCCGCAUGCUGCGCCCCACUUGGAUCCCUACGGCGUGCCCCACCUGGAUCCCUACGCGCAGCCCUACGGUGUCCCCUUCGCGGAAGGCACCUAUGGUGGGGCCCAAGCAGUCUACCCCCACGAAGGGCCCUAUCUUCCACCCCAGCAGUCGGCCUUCGCGUACCCGUGGGUGCCUCCGCCCAUUCUGUCACCCCACAACCCAUACGCCCACCCGAUGGAUGACAUAGCGGAGCUGGAGGAGCCCGAGGAGGGGGGCAGUGAACAGCCGGGCACCUCCUUCCGCCUGCCCAGUGCUGCCUUCUUCGAGCAGCAGGGCAUGGACAAGCCUGCCAGGUCCAAGCUGUCCCUCAUCCGCAGGUUCCGCCUCUUCCCGCGGCCCCAGGUGAAGCUGUUCGGGAAGGAGAAAUUGGAGGUGCCCCUGCCGCCCUCACUGGACAUCCCUCUGCCCCUGGGUGAUGCAGAUGAAGACGAGGAAGAGGACGAAAUGCCGCCGCUGCCCCCGGUGCCCUACGGCCACCCCUUCUGGGGCUUCCUCACGUCGCGCCAGCGCCACCUCCAGCGUGCCCUCUCGGCCUUCGGCGGCCCCCGGGGCCUGGGCUUCAACCCGGACAUCGGCCGCCCCGCACCACGCCCGGCCACCUCGCUGGCGCGGUUCCUCAAAAACACCCUGUCGGAAAAGGAGCCCAUCCCGCGGCUCAGGGGCAGCCGGAAGGCCCGGGCGCGAGGCCCGACGGUCAGGGAGGCGGCUUACAAGCGCUUCGGCUACAAGCUGGCGGGCAUGGACUCCGAGCGCCCCAGCACGCCCAUCGUGCUGCGUAGGGCGCAAGCACGCGCGCGCAACAACAACAACUCCCACCGCCCUGCGACCCCACCGCGCACCCCACGUCUGGGCCCCAGCCCCAUCCCCGGCCCAGCGCCCACCCCAACCCUCGCCCCGCCCCUCGCCCUGGCCCCAGGCCUGCCCCCAGCCAUCUCGCCCUACAGCUCCCUCCGCCUGCACCCGCCACCCUGGGCCGCCCCGGCUCACGUGCCCCUCGCACCCCAGGCCAGCUGGCGGGCCUUGGCAGAGCCCCCACCCCUGAUCCCUGAGGGGCUCCCAGACCCACUGGCCUUCCCCGGACCGCAGCCAUCCUUCAGGGGCUCUCGCCACCGGGGAGCUGCCUUCGGCUUCCCUGGACCCUCACCCCGACCCUCACUGAGGAGCCGGCCCGGUUUGGGCUACUGCUCACCCAUGGGGCCCCUGUCCCCCCAGCCCUCCAUCCGCGCCAUCCCCUUCCGGCCGCCCUUCUCGCCACCACCCUGCCGUCCCCGCUCGCUGCGGGAGCCCCCGUCCGCAUGCCGAGCCUCACCACGCCCUGGCGCACUCCGCUCACCUUUGCUGGGCCCCCCGCGGCCGCCCUCACCGCCCCCUCUGCUGGGUCCCCGCCCGCGGCACCGCUCGCUCAACCUGCCCUCGCGCCUCCCGCGCACGUGGCGCCGCCUCAGUGAGCCGCCCACCAGGGCCGUAAAGCCCCGGCCCCGCCAGCCCUUCCUGCUGCCGCAGGGGCCUGGGUCUUGGCAUGCGGCUGCUGCUGCCCCUGAGCGCCCGGAGAGCCAGGGCGAGCCCGAGGACUCGGAGACACCCUGGACAGUGCCCCCGCUGGCCCCGAGCUGGGACGUGGACAUGCCUGCCACCCAGCGCCCACCCUCGCCCUGGCCCAGAGGCCCUGGCAGCCUCCGUGGCUUCUCCAGGCCACCCCCUGUGCCCUCGAACUCCUUCCUCCAGCCAGGGGGCCCAGUGCCCUCCCCUGCUGUCCAGGCUGAAGACCCAGCCGCUGACUCAACCUGCGUUUUCCUGGGGAGACACCAGGACCCAGGACCCGGACAGCUGACCGAAUCAGCCAGCCCCAGCCCCAAGAAGCCUGAAGAAGAGGCCUGCCCAGGGGACGCCCAUACAUCAACAGAGCCUGAGCCCCCAGCCCCAACACCCUCCAGGGAUGCCCCCUCAGAUCGGAAAGCACUGAGGCUCAGUCUCUCCAACCUGCUGGCUGCUUCUGACCAGAUGAGAGCCACAUGGCCACCAUGGCGCCGGUGGGGGACACUACCCAGUGCCCCAGCUCCCUUGGCACCCACAGGGGCCCCGGGACCCCUGCCCAAGGCAGGUGAACGGUUCCAGGCAAGUCCUGGGCGUUUUGCAGUGGUCAUGCCUCGUAUACAGAAGCUGAGCUCCUUCCAGAGAGCUGGUCCUGCCCCUCUGCAGCCCCUUGUCCAGCUGACCCAGGAGCCAGAGCCCAUCCCCAGGCCAAGAGCCUGGAGUCUGCUCUGUUCCCGCCUCUGGCUGCCUGCGGAGGCCCACCAACCCCAGCUGCAAGUACCCACCCGCCCCCUGUCCUGUUGCCUGGGCCCUGGAGCUGCCGGCCUGCCCCAUGGGGGCCCCUUGCAAGAGGUUGGCACCAAAGGCUUGUGGAGCAAGAUGCACUCCAUCCGCAACCUGCCAUCUACACAGCUCCGCGAGCAGCAGCAGGAGGACGGCGUGGAGGACAUGACGCAGCUCGAAGACCUCCAGGAGACCACCGUGCUGGCCAACCUCAAGACCAGAUUUGAACGGAAUCUCAUCUAUACGUACAUCGGCAGCAUCCUGGUGUCGGUGAACCCGUACCAGAUGUUUGGAAUUUACGGGCCGGAGCAGGUGCAGCAGUACAGCGGGCGGGCCCUGGCCGAGAACCCCCCCCACCUCUUCGCAAUUGCAAAUCUCGCCUUCGCCAAAAUGCUCGAUGCCAAACAGAACCAAUGCAUAAUUAUCAGUGGAGAGAGCGGCUCGGGAAAAACCGAGGCCACGAAGCUGAUUCUGCGCUACCUGGCGGCCAUGAGUCAGAAGCGGGGCGUCACACGGCAGAUAAAGAUCCUGGAGGCCACACCCCUCCUGGAGUCCUUUGGUAAUGCCAAAACCGUCAGGAACGACAACUCCAGCCGCUUCGGGAAGUUUGUGGAGAUCUUUCUGGAAGGGGGCGUGAUCUCUGGUGCCAUAACCUCUCAGUACCUGCUCGAGAAAUCCAGGAUCGUGUUUCAGGCCAGAAAUGAGAGGAACUACCACAUCUUCUAUGAGCUCCUGGCUGGGCUGCCUGCCCAACUCCAGCAGGCCUUCAGCCUUCAGGAGGCCGAGACCUACUACUACCUGAACCAGGGUGGGAACUGUGAGAUCUCAGGGAAGAGCGAUGCGGACGACUUCCGCCGGCUGCUGGCCGCCAUGGAGGUGCUGGGCUUCAGCGCGGAGGACCAGGACAGCAUCUUCCGCAUCCUGGCCUCCAUCCUGCACCUGGGCAAUGUCUACUUUGAGAAGGACGAGACGGACACGCAGGAGGUAGCCUCCGUGGUGAGCGCCCGGGAGAUCCAGGCCGUGGCCGAGCUGCUGCAGGUCUCCCCCGAGGGCCUGCAGAAGGCCAUCACCUUCAAAGUGACCGAGACCAUGAGAGAGAAGAUCUUCACCCCCCUGACGGUGGAGAGCGCCGUGGAUGCCAGGGAUGCCAUCGCCAAGGUGCUAUACGCAUUGCUGUUUAGCUGGCUCAUCACCAAGGUCAACGCGCUGGUGUCCCCACAGAAGGACGCGCUGUCCAUUGCUGUCCUGGACAUCUAUGGCUUCGAGGACCUGAGUUUCAAUAGCUUCGAGCAGCUGUGUAUAAACUAUGCGAACGAGAGCCUCCAGUACCUCUUCAACAAGAUCGUCUUCCAGGAAGAGCAGGAGGAGUACAUGCGAGAACAGAUCGACUGGCGGGAGGUCACCUUCGCCGACAACCAGCCCUGCAUCAACCUCCUUUCGCUGAAGCCCUAUGGCAUCCUGCGCAUCCUUGAUGACCAGUGCUGCUUCCCCCAGGCCACAGACCACACCUUUCUGCAGAAGUGCCAUUACCACCAUGGCGCCAACCCACUUUACUCCAAGCCCAAGAUGCCGCUGCCCGAGUUCACCAUCAAGCACUACGCGGGCAAAGUCACCUACCAGGUGCACAAGUUCCUAGACAAGAACCACGACCAGGUGCGCCAGGACGUGCUGGACCUGUUUGUGCGGAGCCGGACUCGGGUGGUAGCACACCUCUUCUCCAGCCAUGCCCUGCAGGCUGCCCCUCAGCGCCUGGGCAAGAGCAGCUCUGUCUCCCGGCUCUACAAGGCGCACACGGUGGCCGCCAAGUUCCAGCAGUCACUUCUGGACCUGGUGGAAAAGAUGGAGAGGUGUAACCCCUUGUUUGUCCGGUGCCUGAAGCCCAACCACAAGAAGGAGCCAGGCCUCUUUGAGUGUGAUGUGGUGACGGCCCAGUUACGCUAUUCAGGGCUGCUGGAGACUGUGCGGAUUCGGAAGGAGGGCUUUCCAGUGCGGCUGCCCUUCCAGGUGUUCAUCGACAGGUACCGCUGUCUAGUGGCCCUCCAGCACAACCUGCCAGCCAGUGGGGACAUGUGUGUGUCGGUGCUGAGCCGCCUAUGCACAGUCACACCAAACAUGUACUGUGUUGGUGUCAGCAAGCUCUUCCUGAAAGAGCACUUGCACCAGCUGUUGGAGGGCAUGCGGGACCACGUCCUGAGCCUGGCGGCCGUCACGCUACAGCGCUGCCUCCGCGGCUUCUUUGUCCAGCGCCGUUUCCGCUCCCUACGCCGCAAGAUCAUCCUGCUGCAGAGCCGGGCCCGCGGCUACCUGGCCAGGCAGCGGUAUCAGCAGAUGAGGAGGCGUCUGGUGAAGUUCCGGGCCCUGGUGCACACGUAUACGAGCCACCGGCGUUACCUCAAGCUGAGGGCGGAGCGGAGGCUCCGGGUGGAGGAGGCAUGGCUGCGGGAGCAGGAGGAGCUGAGCAAGCGGCAGGUGGUGGCCGUGGGGCACCUGGAGGUCCCGGUGGAGCUGGCUGGGCUCUUGCAAGCUGUGGCGGGCCUCAGGACAGCCCAGGGGCCCCGGGUGGCCCUUGUGCGAACUCCUCGGCUUCGGGCCGAGCCCCGGGUCACACUGCCUCUGGACAUCAACAACUACCCCAUGGCCAAGUUUGUCCGGUGCCACUUCAAGGAGCCUGCCUUCGGGAUGCUGACCGUGCCCCUGAGGACGCCCCUCACGCGGUUGCCAGCGGAGUACCAUGUGGAGGCCGUGGGCAUCUUCAAGCUGAUCCUACGUUUCAUGGGCGACCCCCAGCUGCACGGCGCCCGGGACCACGUCUUUGGGAGCUACAUCGUGCAGAAGGGACUGGCAGUGCCUGAGCUGCGGGACGAGAUCCUGGCACAACUGGCCAACCAGGUGUGGCGCAACCCCAGCUCCCACAACGCCGAGCGGGGCUGGCUCCUGCUGGCCGCCUGCCUCAGCGGCUUCGCACCGUCCCCGCGCCUGGACAAAUACCUGCUCAAGUUUGUGUCCGAUCAUGGGCGCGGUGGCUUCCAGGCCGUGUGUCAGCAUCGCCUCAUGCAGGCCAUGGUCUCUGGGGCUGCCCGCACCUUCCCUCCGACUCAGCUCGAGUGGACAGCCACCCAGGAGAAGGCUGGCAUGGCACUGGACGUGGGCUGCUUCAACGGUGACCUGUUCUCCUGCCCAGUGCAGUCCUGGAGUACGGGGGAGGAGGUGGCCGGAGACAUUCUGAGGCACAGGGGGCUGGUCGACGGCUGGCGAGGCUGGACGGUGGCCAUGAAGAAUGGGGUCCAGUGGGCAGAGCUGGCUGGCCACGACUACGUGCUAGACCUGGUGUCGGACCUCGAGCUACUCAGGGAGUUCCCUCGACGGAAAGCCUACUUCCUUGUGGGUGCGGAGGGGCCCCCGGCCUGCAGGGGAGGCCUCAGGGUGUUUGGGAACAGCUGGGACUCGGAUGAUGACGCACCCACCAAGCCCCAGCCCCAGGGGCUCGUGCCUGUAGUGGCCGACUCGGAUGGGUACUGCAGCCACAAUGAGAACGACUCGGACAGCCUUGGAGAGCCUGCUGUGCCCCACAAGGGGCUGGACUGCUACCUGGAUAGCCUCUUCGACCCCGUGCUGUCCUGCGGGGAUGCGGACCUGGAGAAGCCAACAGCCAUUGCCUACCGCAUGAAAGGGGGAGGCCAGCCAGGUGGAGAUGGCAGCAGCAGCACUGAAGGCCCCCCCAGGAGACCCCCAGAGCCAAAGCCAAUUCCAGGCCUGGACGCCUCCACAUUGGCCCUGCAGCAAGCCUUCAUCCACAAGCAGGCAGUACUGCUGGCCCGGGAGAUGACCCUGCAGGCCAUGGCACUCCAGCAGCAGCCCCUGAGUCCCACCCCGAGACCCUUCCCCCCAGAGAAACCCUUAGCGUCAGAGGCCCGGCUGAAGUUCUUAGGCACUGGACUCCCAGCCAAGCCCGUGCUCCUGCGGUUUGCUCCGAAGCCCGCAGCCCCCGCCCCUCUGGCCAAGGCCCCGAGGACGCCCACCAAGCCCGUGGCUGCCCCCAUUCUGCCCCAGGGCUGGGCUUCUCCAGAAAGCACCUCACCCUGCCUGGAGCCGGUCCGGUCUUCGACCCUCAACUCGGAGCACUUCCCGCAACCCACGCAGCAGAUCAAGGACAUCGUCAGGCAGCACCAGCAGCUGCCCCGGGGGGGCCGGCCCGAGGCCCUCAGGAAGGACGGCGGGAGGGUGUUCGUAAAGCGGCCUGAUCCCCAUGAGGAGGCCCUGACGAUCCUGAGGGGGCAGAUGAGCCCCCCAGUGGCAGCACCCGGCACCCAGGUCCCCAGAGAGGCCGUGGCCUUGGUGAAGCCAGUGACCAGCACACAGCGGCCAUCCGUGGGGCCCGCUCCAGCGCUGCCCUCGCGAUCGCUGGAGCCUCCUGAGGAUCCCGUGCAGACACGGCUGCACCGCCUCCCGAACCCCGACUUCUAUGGCUACCAGGACACCCCCUGGCAGAUCUUCCUGCGCAAAGAGGUGUUCUACCCCAAGGAUGACCACAGCCACCCCGUGCAGCUGGACCUCCUGUUCCGCCAGGUCCUGCACGACACUCUCUCUGAGGCCUGCCUGCGCAUCUCUGCGGAGGAGCGGCUCCAGAUGAAAGCCCUGUUUGCCCAGAACCAGCUGGACACGCAGCGGCCCUUGGUGACAGAGAGCGUGAAGCGGGCCGUGGUCAGCACUGCCCGGGACAGCUGGGAGGUCUACUUCGCCCGCCUGUUUCCUGCCACGGGCAGUGUGGGCACCGGGGUGCAGAUGCUGGCUGUGUCCCACAAGGGCAUCAAGCUCCUGCGUGUGGUCAAGGGCAGCCACGAGGCAAGUGGGCAGCUGCGGGUCCUGCGCACCUACAGCUUUGCGGACAUCCUCUUUGUGACCAUUCCCUCCCAGAACAUGCUGGAGUUCAACUUGACCAGUGAGAAGGUUAUUCUCUUCUCAGCCCGAGCUCACCAGGUCAAGACCCUGGUGGAUGACUUCAUCCUGGAGCUGAAGAAGGACUCGGACUACGUGGUCGCUGUGAGGAACUUCCUGCCUGAGGACCCUGCACUACUGGCCUUCCACAAGGGUGACAUCAUCCACCUGCAGCCCCUGGAGCCGCCUCGACUGGGCUACAGCGCAGGCUGUGUGGUCGGCAAGAAGGUGGUGUACCUGGAGGAGCUGCGGUGCCGGGGCCCUGACUUUGGCUGGAGGUUUGGGACCAUCCACGGGCGCGUGGGCCGCUUCCCUUCUGACCUGGUGCAGCCCGCAGCUGCCCCUGAUUUCCUACAGCUGCCUGCCGAGCCAGGCCGGGGCCGCGCUGCCGCUGUGGCCGCCGCCGUGGCCUCCACUGCUGCUGCACAGGAGGUGGGCCGCAGGAGGGAGGGCCCCCCACUCAGAGCUGGCUCCAUGGACCAUGGGGAGGACGGCCUGGCUCUUCCACCGUACACAAUGCUCGAGUUUGCCCAGAAGUACUUCCGAGACCCUCAGAGGAGACCCCAGGAUGGCCUCAGGCUGAAAUCCAAGGAGGGUCGGGAGUCCAGAACCUUGGAGGACAUGCUUUGCUUUACGAAGACCCCGCUCCAGGACUCCCUCAUUGAGUUCAGCGACAGCAGCCUCAACAAGAUGGCCACAGACAUGUUUCUAGCUGUGAUGCGAUUCAUGGGGGAUGCCCCACUGAAGGGCCAGAGUGAACUGGACGUGCUGUGCACCCUCCUGAAGCUGUGCAGGGACCAUGAGGUCAUGCGGGACGAGUGUUACUGCCAGGUCGUGAAGCAGAUCACAGACAACACGAGCACCAAGCAGGACAGCUGCCAGCGAGGCUGGAGGCUGCUGUACAUCGUGGCCGCCUACCACAGCUGCUCUGAGGUCCUCCAGCCGCACCUCACCCACUUCCUCCAAGACGUGAGCCGGACCCCAGGCCUGCCCUUCCAGGGGAUUGCCAAGGCCUGUGAGCAGAACCUGAAGAAGACGCUGCGCUUCGGCGGCCGCCUGGAGCUCCCGGGCAGCAUGGAGCUGCGGGCCAUGUUGGCUGGCCGCAGUUCCAAGAGGCAGCUCUUUCUUCUCCCCGGGGGCCUGGAGCGCCAUCUUAAGAUCAAGACAUGCACUGUGGCCCUGGACGUAGUGGAAGAGCUUUGUGCUGAGAUGGCUCUGACCCGCCCCGAGGCCUUUGACGAGUACGUCAUCUUUGUUGUCACCAACCGAGGCCAGCACGUGUGUCCGCUCAGCCGACGCGCCUACAUCCUGGAUGUGGCCUCAGAGAUGGCGCAGGUGGACGGCGGCUACGCACUGUGGUUCCGGCGUGUGCUCUGGGACCAGCCGCUCAAGUUCGACAACGAGCUCUACGUGACCAUGCACUACAACCAGGUGCUGCCUGACUACCUGAAGGGCCUUUUCAGCAGCGUGCCGGCUGGCCGGCCCAGCGAACAGCAGCUGCAGCAGGUGUCCAAGCUGGCCGCACUGCAGCACCGGGCCAAGGACCACUUCUACCUGCCCAGCGCGCGGGAGGCCCAGGGGUACAUCCCAGCCCAGCUGUACCGCACCGAGGCCAGCUCAACGUGGCUCCGCCUGCUUGGCCAGCACCGGCAGCAGAUGCAGGCACUCAGCCCCCACCAGGCCCGCGCCCAGUUUCUGGGCCUCCUCAGUGCCUCGCCCAUGUUCGGCUCCUCCUUCUUCCUGGUCCAGAGCUGCAGCACCUCGGCUGUGCCAGCCCCCUGCAUCCUCGCUGUCAACCAGAAUGGCCUCAACUUCCUCAGCACUGAGACCCACGAGCUGAUGGUGAAGUUCCCCCUGAAGGAGAUCCAGUCGACGCGGACCCAGCGGCCCACAGCUGGCUCUAGCUGCCCCUAUGUGGAGGUCGCACUUGGGGAUGUCACUGCCCAGCACACUGUGCAGCUGCAGCUGGAGCAGGGCCUGGAGCUGUGUCGGGUGGUGGCUGUGCAUGUGGAGAACCUGCUCAGUGCCCGCGAGAAGAGGCUCACGCUGCCCCCCAGCGAGAUCACACUACUCUGACCCAGCCCCCAGGCCCCUGCUGGCAGGAGGCUGGCUGUAUGGUGCCAGGGGAGCUACUGGGCCAGAACCUUCGGAGAGACCAAGAGGCAGUAGGGGGAGAAGUCCAAGUCCCCGGGAACCUGAGAAGACCAACUGAGAGUUGGGAUGGAGUUACAGCAUGUAAACCUGGGGUCAGAUAGCAGGAGGAACUUCCAGGGACUGACCAUUGGGCCCUCCUGCCACCUACCACUGUGGCCUUGCCCUGACCCCUGCUGUGGCAUGUUAGCCCCACACCAGAAGCCUAGGCAAACUGAACCUGCUUUCACUUCUCCUGGGGUCUGAUGUUCAAAUCUGUUCCAUCUCCCUGUCUAGCCCCUCAUUUGUCCCCCCCCAUCCCAGGUGCCCUCUGUACUGCUGCUGAACUCGGAUUCAUGGCUCUUGGUCAUUUCAGUGCAAAUAAAAGGUUCGUCUGGCAGCCUUUUCUCCAUAU
Molecule: messenger RNA, 16368 nt
Organism: Bubalus bubalis (water buffalo)
Lineage: Eukaryota; Metazoa; Chordata; Mammalia; Artiodactyla; Bovidae
Gene: MYO15A
Product: myosin XVA
Exons: 65
Coding region: 5439-15899 (3486 amino acids)
Cellular component (GO): cytoskeleton; myosin complex
Molecular function (GO): cytoskeletal motor activity; protein binding; ATP binding
Source: RefSeq, a predicted model, not a curated record